UUGUGGACCAAAAUUGAAAAAAUUUGUGUUUAAGUCAACAAUUUUUAUACCGAAUGAUAUGAUUUUUCACAAACAGUUAAAUCGAGUGCAUUAGACCAAUGAUAAUACUUAAUGAAGUCCGAUUUAGUCAUAAAAAAAUUUCAUGAGUUUAUAAUAGAAUUUAUGCAAUGGAGAUCAAGGUAGAAAUAUUCCUACAAGUUAAAUUUUGAAUACAAAAUCAAGAAUGGAGCAUUACGUAAUUGAUAGUAAUGAUAUACAUGAAUAUUAUUCAAUUAUCUUAGUAUAAUAUGAAAAUAAUUAUAAAAUUAUGUUGAAAAACUUAACUAUUCCAAAUUUAGUAAAAUUAUUUUGGAGUAAACACUCACAUUUUAAAAUAUAAAAUAUCUCUCAAUUGACACAUUUAUUUUUCAAUCUUAUUAUUUUAAUCCAAGUUAACUGAAUGAAGGCUUCCUAAAUACUGAGCUCUACACGAACUCCAAUAACUUCGUUAGAUGAAUAGGCCUGAAUGAUAUCAAAUGCAUUGUGUGAAUCAGUCAACAAAAUAUCGAGAAGGAUAAGAAUUAUUGGAAAUAAAACAUAAGUAAUAUCCACUAAUAUAAUAUACCUUGGUUUAUUUUAUCUAUAAUGAUUUUGCAUUAAUUAAGGUCCUAAUCCAUUAGAUAAUUUGUAUUUAUGAUUGAUUAAUCUAUUUAUUUUAAGGAUGAAAUCAUUUGUCUAUCCAAGCACAAUAAAAGUUUCGCAAAAAAAAGCGAAUAGGUAUACUAAAAAAUUUCGAAGAAAACUUGUUUUUUUUCGAACAUUCAGUGAAAGUUAUCUAGAGUUUGACUACUUUGUAUAUUCUUCAGAAUUCAACCUGAUUACGAAAUUUAAAAAAAAUAUCGAAAGCCCAAAUCGUCAUUUCCAUUUCAUACAACUCAAUCAAAAAAUGUUCAAAAUUACCUUAUCUUCUGUUAUAUGAAUAAAUAAAUUAUAAGUUGUGGUACUUAACCCAAUAUGUAGCGAACAUUAAUGAAGAAAGCAUUAAAUUCAGUGAUAUUGAAACAUAAUCAUGCAAGUUUUUUAGAAAUUCAACUUUAUAAGCGUUAAUUUCUCGAACAGAGCACAAUAAUAUUUCGUGUAAAUGGCAUUUCUCUCUAGAUGCCACCGUAAAAUGAUAACUCUUGAACGGAAAAACCUAGAAAUGUUCAAAAAACGUAUUUAGAAUGGCGCGGCUGAAAUCGGACUAGGGGUUCCGUAAAUAUAGUCAUUUGAAUUUUUUUUUCUUUAUUUUCCAAACUAUAGAUUGGAUCGAAAUGAAAUUUUGAUUAUCUAGGAUGAUUUAUUAUUUAUUAUUAUUAUUGUAAUUCUCAUCACAGUCACAAUUAUACAAACGUUUCGGGAAGAACCGUUUCCAAUGUCUAAAAAUAAUGAUAAAUUACAAACAUAAUACAAUCAAAAAAACAAACAGAUAGAGAUCCAUUACCUCUUUGAGUACUGUAAUAAAUAACAACUUUUAUCUGUUAUUUUUGAGGGACAUUUUGUGGAGUAAGGUGAGUUGUGUGAUAUUUAAAUAUGGUGUAUAAUUAUUAAAAAACGAAAGGAAACCUGCAAAGUUCCCGAUUUUUACCGUCUUUCUAAAUAUUUCUGUAUUUAGGUAUUUUUUGAAGUAUUGAGAAUAAAAUUAACUCAAUGUAAGUACAUCACACAAAAUUAAAAUUUAAUAUAUUUUUUAAUUACAGAUGUGGAUAAAGAUGAAAUAUUAGCAAUGAGAAGUAGGUUCCCAACUAGAGUACCAGUUAUCGUUAAAAGAUUCUCCAAAGAAAAGCAUUUACCUCAGCUGGAUAAAAAGAAAUAUUUAAUACCCCAAGAGGUGACCAUGUCAGAAUUUCAAAUGUUUCUGAGAAAUAAAAUGGAACUUCAAAGUAACAGAUCUAUGUAUCUUCUUGUUAACAAUAGAUCGAUGCUUAGUCUAUCGACGACCAUAGCUGAAGUAUACCAUGAGUAUGCUAACAACGAAGGAUACCUUUCAAUAACAUACACAUCUCAAGAGGUAUUUGGUAGCAGGUCUGCGGAUUCAAUUGAAAAAAGUUCAAACUCGAAAAUAAAAUACUGACUGAAGAGUUGAUAUAAUAAAAUGACAUAAAAAUAUGACUUAGUUAUGAGUUUAAAGACUGUUAUUUAUAUGUUUUUGUGAUUCAUUUCUUUUUGAAAGCAUAGUUUUAGCUUUGUACUGAUUUACUAUAUUUUAAAUAGGUCAAUGAAAUGCAAAAUUGAAAUUAUUAUAAUUACUGUCCUAUCACUUGUCAAAUAGUUAUUAAAGACUGAUUUCUGUUUGAAUCUGGCAUUAAAAAACAACAACCAAAAUGAGUUGGGAUAACAGAAAUAAUAGUGUUCAAUACCUUUGAACAAGUUGUGAAUUAUUGUAAAUUGUUGCUUCUAUAAAUAUUUAUUGUGUAUGGCAGUUCUACUUCCUCAUGCAUUUUUCAUUUUGUCUCAUUCAUUAUUUAUUGAAUCAAAUAUAUUUCUACUUAAGGGGUAGUAGAGCUUUAUAAUAUUAUACAUAGUGCUAUUAAAAUUGUUAAAUUCGAUUAAAAUGUUUUCUAUAAUUAAAUGUUGUAAUAAUUUUUUACUUAAUCAAAAGAUUUAUAUUUCCCUUUACUUAAAUUACUACUACAGUGCUCGAAAAAAUCUCUAGAUGUAGAAACUAAUUUUUAGAUUUUCUGAAUGAAUGAACCCCAAUUUUGUUCAAAGUUUCAUAUGCUCAAAACGUAACAUCUUCGAGAUAUUUCGAUUCGUCAUAAAUUGGAGGGUCUUUGAAAAAAUCUAAUAAUAUUGAAAAGAAUAAAUUUAUUCUAUUGAUAUUUUGAAAGUGAAUACCAAAAGAACGAAGCUAUACUGAAUUUUUAAUA
This is a messenger RNA of Harmonia axyridis, 2888 nucleotides long. Its product is annotated as microtubule-associated proteins 1A/1B light chain 3C-like. The transcript is spliced from 3 exons. Gene Ontology annotation, molecular function: ubiquitin protein ligase binding. The record is from RefSeq and is a predicted model, not a curated record. Gene Ontology annotation, cellular component: autophagosome; cytosol; autophagosome membrane. The coding region runs from base 1745 to 2092 and encodes 115 amino acids. Gene Ontology annotation, biological process: autophagy of mitochondrion; macroautophagy; autophagosome assembly. NCBI's taxonomy places the organism in Eukaryota, Metazoa, Arthropoda, Insecta, Coleoptera, Coccinellidae.